This is a messenger RNA of Ornithorhynchus anatinus (platypus), 7482 nucleotides long. RefSeq names its product coagulation factor VIII (gene F8). Bases 164 to 7135 code for a protein of 2323 amino acids. The record is from RefSeq and is a predicted model, not a curated record. Gene Ontology annotation, molecular function: oxidoreductase activity; copper ion binding. The transcript has 26 exons. NCBI's taxonomy places the organism in Eukaryota, Metazoa, Chordata, Mammalia, Monotremata, Ornithorhynchidae.
CUUCCCUCUGCCCAGAUCCUGAUUCCUUCUCCAGGGUGAGAGUUCUGCUUCCUGAAUUCUCUGGGAAAGCUCAGAAAUCUCCCAGGAACCAGCAGAGUUCCUUUGCCUCCUGUGAAAGAAAGCUGCCUGGCAGGAGAAUAACAUCAGUUGCAAUAACCUCAGCAUGAAGAAGCAUGGGCAGGGACAAGUUCUCUGCUGCUUUCUCUUCUGUUUUCUGAAAGUGAGCCUUGGUAUCACCAGAAGAUACUACAUCGGUGCCGUGGAGAAAUACUGGGAUUACGUGGACAGUGAUCUGCCCAAAGUGCCACUUCCAGAGAUGGGAUUUCCUCCUGGUGUUCCAAAGCCACACACCUCCAACAAGUCUGUCCUGUAUAAGAAAGCGGUGUUUGUUGAGUUCACGGACCAUUUCUUCACACAAGCCAAGCCCAGCCCACCUUGGAUGGGUCUUUUGGGGCCCACAAUCCGGGCAGAGGUCUACGAUACAGUGGUCAUCACACUGAAGAACAUGGCCUCCCAACCCGUCAGCCUACAUGCUAUUGGAGUGUCUUACUGGAAGGCCUCAGAAGGGACUGCGUAUAAUGACCAGACGAGCCAGCGGGAGAAAGAAGAUGACCAAGUGCCUCCCGGUGGAACCGGCACUUACGUCUGGCAGGUCCUGCCGGAGAACAGGCCGAUGGACUAUGACCCACCGUGCCUCACCUACUCUUAUUUCUCCAACGUUGAUCCUGUGAAGGACAUUAACUCGGGAUUGAUCGGGGCCCUCCUGGUCUGCAGAGAAGGGAGUCUGACUGAAGAUGGGACCCGGGAUUUGCAAGAAUUUGUGCUUCUCUUUGCUGUCUUUGAUGAAGGGAGAAGUUGGUACUCAAAAAAAGAUGGCUUACCUACUCCAGACCGGGAUUCACGCUCCUGGAAUUUCCGGUCAAACAUGCACACCAUCAAUGGCUUUGCGAAUGGCUCCCUGCCGGAUCUGAACGUGUGCAAGCAAAAGCCGAUCCACUGGCAUGUGAUCGGAAUGGGCACUGCCCCAGAAGUGCACUCUAUUGUCCUCGAAGGGCACACAUUUCUAGUGAGGAAUCAUCGCGAGACCUCCUUGGAAAUCUCCCCGGCUUCCUUCCUCACUGCCCAGACAGCGCCUACGGACACGGGGAGGUUCCUCAUGUCUUGUCAGAUCUCAUCUCAUCGGAAUGAUGGCAUGAAAGCGUAUGUCAACAUUGAAAUCUGCCCCGAGGAGCCCAAGAAGCAGAUGAAAGGUUUGGAGCACGAUGACUUUUAUGAUAAUGAGGAACUGUACGAUUCGGAGGCAGAGGUGUUCGUAUUCGAUGACGACGACUCUCCUAAUUCCAUCCAAGUCCGAUCUGUUGCUAAGAAUCACCCUAAGAAAUGGCUUCACUUCAUUGCGGUCGAGGAAGAGGACUGGGACUAUGUACCCACUAAAAAUACCUUCUCGGACAGAAAUUAUGAAAGUCAGUACUUGAAGUCUGGUCCUCAACGAAUUGGCAAAAAGUACAAGAAAGUUCGAUUUGUGGCUUAUACAGAUCAAACCUUUAAGACCCGCCUGUCUUUGCCACGGGAAUCGGGAAUCCUGGGACCUCUGCUCUACGGAGAAGUUGGGGAUCAACUUUUGGUAAUGUUCAAGAAUCAAGCCAGCCGACCCUACAACAUCUAUCCCUAUGGCCUCAGAAGUGUCAGUCCUUUGCAUUCACGGGGAAAGAAUACAGGAUCAAGUUUUAAGGAGCUGAAGGAUUUUCCGAUUUCUCCUGGUGAGACGUUCAAGUACCUAUGGACCGUGACUCCAGAGGACGGGCCGACCAAGUCCGAUCCCCGCUGCCUGACUCGUUUCUACUCCAGUUCCGUCGACCCGGAGCGAGACCUGGCCUCCGGGCUCAUCGGCCCACUUCUCAUCUGCUUUAAAGGAUCAGUGGAUAAAAGGGGAAACCAGAUGAUGUCAGACAAGAAGAAUAUCAUUCUGUUUUCCGUCUUCGACGAGAAUCGUAGCUGGUACCUAGCAGAGAACGUUCAGCGCUUCUGCACAGAACCGGACAGCGUCGACGUCCAGGAUCCGGAAUUUCAGACCUCAAAUGUGAUGAACAGCAUCAACGGCUACGCUUUCAACAGUUUGUACCUGCCCGUCUGUUUGCAUGAAGUGGCAUACUGGCAUAUCCUGAGCGUUGGAGCCCAGACAAACUUCCUGUCUAUCUUCUUCUCUGGGUAUACCUUCCAGCAUCAAACGGUCUUUGAGGACAGCCUUAUUCUCUUCCCAUUCUCUGGAGAAACCGUCUUCAUGUCGAUGGAAAACCCAGGUGUGUGGAUGCUGGGCUGCCACAAUCCUGACUUGAGAAACAGAGGCAUGAUGGCCUCACUGAAUGUCUCCAGUUGCAAAAUGGCUGAUGAGUAUUACGAGGGUGAUUAUGAAGAAAUUCCUCCCUUAAUGGCUGAGGGCGGCUUCAUCCAGCCUAGAGGCUUCCAAAAUAAGAAAAAGGAGCUCGAGCCGUGUCCCAGAGGGUCACCACCCGAAGAACCUCCAAGUGGGGAGGGUGACCCGGAAAAGAGCAACCACCAGUGCCGGGAAACCAACCGAGUGCAAGCGUUUGAAAGUCUCUCUGGUGGAACUGCAACCUCAGUAGGACGGAGUUCCAACCUAGACCAUCCUGCUCUGGAAGAUACAAUUUAUGAGUUCUUUCCUGAUGAUUUUUCAAAUGAAGCAGUGAAGAAAAAGGAAGAAGGAACAUCCGAAGAGUUCAGUUCCUGGCAAAAGGCUGGAGCAAGCUCUCUAAAUUUAAGUAAAGAGCUCCUGCAGAGAGAGAGCACUGUACCAGAAAUCAAUGCUCCUUCUGCUCGAGAAUUUAGUGCAAAGACAGAAAUUGUCACUACUUCACCCAAUUCUGGAGCAGACCGCAGAGAGAAAGCUCCCUUAGGACAAUUGAAGGAGCCGGCACUUGGCAAACUGGCCAGCAUUUUCUUGAACAAAAUGGGAUCGCCUCCUACCCUAUCGAUGCAGUUACAAGAAACCGACAGCAGAACCAAAUCUUCAAAUGCCACAUCAUUGGAUUAUAAUGAAACUGCUUUGGAAAGGGAGGAGAUACCGCUGAAGAGGGAUGGGCCAACCAAUGAAACUACGGCUCUGGGUCCUGCUUUCCUCAAAGAAGUUACAUCGGUCCUACCCAAAGAGGCAGACGACGAUUACAAAAAUUCAGGAAGUCAUGUAAAUAAGCAUGUUAAUGACCUGCCAACAUUACAGAAUGAGAAUGUAACAUUGGUCAGCCUAGAUGCUAUGAUAGGAAAUGAUACAGAGUCUCAAGAAAUGGAGACUCUGGAUGACAGUGAAACUUUUGGAGACAUUAGUACCACUGCUCCGGCUCUAAGCCAUGUGUCACGUGAUGUGAUGUUGCGGGAAGAUAUUCCAACAGAAAAAGAAAAAAUGGCUCCUAAAAGGAAAGUGAGAGCUUUAACGCUUGGUUCCAGGAAUCUUGGGAUGGCCGCACCUUCUCUAGAUGACUCCCCUCUCUUUAGGACUGGGUCACCAUCAACAUUAGCAAACUAUCAACUGAGAGACCCAGGGGCUGCCAUAUCUCCACAAGAACCAGAAGGACCUGCACAAAGCCUUAUCUUAUUGGACAGUAAUGACACUUUCCCUUUAAAGAAUGAGAUGACACCAGAAGUGGGUGAAUUUACUAAUGGCACAGAACUCAAAGAAAUGGCAUUUAAGGACAGCCCUCUUCUAUCUGGUUUGGUGACUAAUCACGAAGUUGACAAACUGAGGCAAGAUAGAAGAUUUCAGAAAAUGAUUGAAAGCAAGGGAUCACCUGACCAAGGGGAGACUAGUUCCCCUGCAUUGCAAACAAUGUCCACCCCCGACAACCUUGUGCAGCCCUCUUCCUUACUAAGCAGAGAAGGGGAUGUUCUCAGAGAGAAUACAGCAGUGGAAAGAUUAGUUGAAGUGACCCACAGCCCCAAACUUCAGGAUACCAGGUUACUGGGCAGGAAAUUAGAUGAGCAAGCAAACAAUUCAAGGCUUCAGAAGGACCCAGUCUUUCAAGAAGAUGGAAAGAAAGUGAACACGGUGACCCAGACUCUGGAAAAUCCAUGUGACCCAAACAAUCACAACUGCAAGGCCCGAUGGGCAAAGCAGCCCCUAAAAUCCCCGGGAACAUCAUUGAAGGAGACUGAGAAGGGGCAUAAGCUAAGUGAAAAUUCCACCACAUUUCAGCAAAUAGGAAAAAUGAAAUCUAGGCUCCAAGACACUACCAUCAAAAUGGGCUAUGAGGGAAGAGGGGAAAAUUCCACUGCCAACUCCCCAUCACCCGAAUCAGCUAGCAGAAGCCACGGAGUCUCUGCUACAGACAUUACCUCAGUGCCUACUGAAAAGUCCUCAGCAUUUUCCCAUUGGACCGGGACCCUCUCUAGCUCCCCAACUUCAGACCAACCACAAUCAGGAGACAACGGCAGGCUCAGAAAAAGAGGAAGCCUGGAGGAGGUUGGAAGUCAUUUCUUCCGAGAGGCCUCUCUGAACAUGGAGGAAGCAGAAGGUCAGGAGGCUGAUUCUCAAGAGGAAACUCUCCCUUCCAUUCACACAGAACCCCAAAGCCUGAGGGAAAAGUUGGUCUUCGCUACCAUCUUGAAAACAGUUGAGGCUGAAAUACUCCCUGGUAGCACCGUUCAUCAAAUCUACCCACUCAAAGCAGAGAUCAGCAAUGAGAUUAGGAUCAAAGAUCACCUGAGUCCCACCGGUCACCGGAAUCUCGUAGAAGAGUCCAUCCAUCCCAAAAUCCAGGUAGAGGUUGCAUCCAAUAAAAGGGAUAACCAUGAAUCGGAAAAGAUUCCCUCUCUGGAAAGGGCAGGCCAUAUUAUGGCCAACAGAAUGGAGGAGUGGAGGUCACAAGACAGUCAGCCAGAAAAUAAUUUCCUCCCCAUUCUCACCCCCAAGGAAGGAGAUAGAAUUCUGCCAGAGGCCACAGCUGGGGAAAAAGAUGGGCGUCAAGUAGUUAAAUCCCAAGGUGGCAAAGGAAGGCCCCAAAACUCUAUCUCUGGACUUGAUUCCCUGGAGAAGCCUCCAGAGACAUUAACCUUGAAUCCCAUCCCUGGGGAAAGUGCACUGACCUCCUCCUCCUGGCCCAAGAUGGAAAAGGUUGAAGACGACUACCAGAUAGAAACGAUACCGGAAGAUUUCGACAUCUAUGGGGAGAAUGAGGAGCAAGGACCCCGGGGCUUUAAUCAGAUAACCCGACACUACUUCUUGGCUGCGGUUGAGGUGCUCUGGAACUACGGGAAGCAGAAAUCCCCCCACUUUCUUAAUGACGGGGAGCAGGAUGCUGGAAGCUGGCAGUAUAAGAAAGUGAUCUUCCAGGAAUUUGCAGACAGCUCUUUCACUCAACCAUUACAUCGUGGAGAGUUAGAGGAGCACCUAGGGAUUCUCGGGCCGUACAUCAGGGCAGAGGUUAAUGACAACAUCAUGGUGACUUUCAUGAAUCGGGCAUCUCGGCCUUACUCCUUCUAUUCUAGCCUCAUCUCCUACGAGGGGGAUGGGGGCCAGGAAGCCAAGCCCAAGAGGAAGGAAGUGAAGCCCAAUGAAAUCCGGCACUACUUCUGGAAGGUUCAUCACCAGAUGGCACCCACCGAGAACGAGUUUGACUGCAAGGCCUGGGCUUAUUUCUCGGACGUUGACCUGGAAAAAGAUCUGCAUUCAGGCUUGAUUGGCCCCAUGCUGAUUUGCCAUACCAAUAAACUGAGCUCUUCCUAUGGGAGGCAACUGACAGUGCAGGAAUUCACUCUCUUCUUCACCAUCUUCGAUGAAACCAAGAGCUGGUACAUCUCUGACAACAUAAAGAGGAACUGUAGGCCACCUUGUGCCGUCCAGAUGGAAGACCCUGUCUUUAAAAUGAACCAUCGCUUCCACGCAAUCAAUGGCUAUGUGAUGGACACUCUGCCUGGCUUGGUAAUGGCUCAGCAUCAGAGGAUACGCUGGUACCUCCUCACCAUGGGGAGCAAUGAAAACAUCCACUCCAUUCAGUUCCACGGGCAGGUUUUCACCGUGCGAUCCAACAAAGAGUACAAAAUGGGAGUCUACAACCUCUACCCUGGUAUUUUUGAGACAGUGGAAAUGGAGCCAUCCAAAGUGGGGAUUUGGAGAGUAGAAUGCAUGAUCGGAGAGCACCAGAAGGCUGGAAUGACAGCUCUCUUCUUGGUGUACAGCAAGGAGUGUCUGAAUCCCCUGGGAAUGGCCUCCGGUCGAAUUGCAGAUUCCCAGAUCACCGCCUCUGGGCAAUAUGGAGAGUGGGCCCCGAAGCUGGCGAGGCUUAACUACCCUGGAUCUAUCAAUGCCUGGAGCAUCAAGGACCUCUCCUCCUGGAUCCAGGUGGAUCUGUUGGAGCCGAUGAUUAUUCAUGGUAUCAAGACCCAGGGGGCCCGGCAAAGGUUCACCAGCCUCUACGUCUCUCAGUUCACUGUCACCCACAGCCUCGAUGGAGAGAUCUGGAAGAAUUACAGAGGAAAUGCUACCAGCACCCUCAUGGUCUUCUUUGGCAACGUGGAUGCAUCAGGGAUAAAAGACAAUAAAUUCAAUCCUCCAAUUAUAGCUCGGUACAUCCGUCUCCACCCCACCUAUUUCAACACCCGCAGCACUCUGCGCAUGGAGCUGAUUGGCUGUGAUCUCAACAGCUGCAGCAUGCCAUUAGGUAUGGAGAGCGAAGCCAUCUCCCACAUGCAGAUCACAGCCUCCUCCCACAUGAGCAAUAUGUUUGCCACCUGGCUUCCUUGGCAUGCCAGAUUGAAUCUUCAGGGGAGGGUCAAUGCCUGGAGGCCCAAGGUGAACAGCCAGAAGGAGUGGCUGCAGGUAGACUUUAAGAAGACCAUGCGUGUGACAGGUAUUGCCACCCAGGGAGCGAAAGUUUUGCUCACCAAAAUGUACGUGAAGGAGUUCACCGUUUCCAGCAGCCAAGAUGGCAAACACUGGACUCUGCUUCUUCAUGACGGCAGAGCGAAGAUUUUCCAAGGAAACCAAGAUCAUGACACACCCGUGGUGAACUCUGUGGAUCCUCCCCUGUUUGUGCGGUAUCUGAGGAUUCAUCCCCACAGCUGGGAAAAGAACAUUGCCCUGAGGACUGAGUUCCUAGGCUGUGACACCCAACAGGUGUACUGAGCGAAGAGCUGGGACUGGCUCACCUCAGUGAGACUGAAUGUCCUCUCACUUGGGUCACCAAGUCUUCUGUCACCUGGAGAAGGCAGUUCCCACUACAAGCAUUUAUUUAUAUUAAUGCCUCUCUCCCUCUGUAGACUGUAAGCUCACUGUGGGCAGGGAACAUGUCUACCAACUCUUUUGCAUUGUACUCUCCCAAACACUAACAGUGUUCUCCAUACAGUAAGUGCUCAAUAAAUUCCACUGACUGAUGGAUUGAAAAGCAUUCUGAACAUGGAAUGAUAGCCAGUUUAUCAUCACUUGCCCUCCUCUUGGGCUCUGGAGGGAACAUCUCUUCUCCUUUGUAUACC